AUGGGAUUCGGUGCUUGGGGGUGUCCAAUCGCCAUUUCCGCUUCUUCUCACCAACCCCAUCGACUUCAGCUCAACCUCUAUCCGAUGUCGCUUCCGACAGCGUUCAGGCUUUCAAGAUCUGUCCUUUCGACAAUCUCACCACCCAUCUCUCAGGCGCACAAAUGGGCUCUUUCCUAUAUUCCUACGGAGAAAAGACCAUUAUUAGAUAUGUCCCAAGGCGUACCAGGGACACCACCUCACGAAUCGUUGCAGAACGCCAUUCAAACCGCUUCAACAACGCGAUCUAGUUUUGGAUAUGGUCCAGCUGAAGGAGAGGCUCAUUUGAGGUCAGCAUUAGUGGAGGAGAUGAAAGAAAUAUACGGGGUGGAUGUUGAUUUGAAGGUGGAAGAUAUCGCAGUGACGGUCGGAUGUAACAUGGCUUUCGUUGCUUCGGUCAUGAGCUUAGCGGAUGCAGGCGAUGAGGUCAUACUUCCUAUACCAUGGUACUUUCACCACCAAAUGACCCUUUCCUUACUCGGAAUUAAGACUGUACCGCUGCGAACACGCGCUGAAGAUGGCUUCAUACCGUCAAUCGAGGCAUGUAAAGCCUUGAUCACACCGAAGACACGAGCCAUCGCCCUAGUUUCGCCCAACAACCCUACCGGCGCAACCUAUCCGCCCUCGCUCGUCACGUCUUUCGCCUCACUAGCCUCCUCAAACAACAUUGCACUGAUCGUAGACGAAACCUACCGCGACUUUAUUAUCCCAAAAUCACCACCCCAACUCCUAUUCUCUUCCCCAACAUGGCGAUCAACCUUCAUCCACCUCUACUCCUUCUCUAAAUCCUAUCGCAUCCCAGGGCAUCGCAUUGGCUGUAUCGCUGCCAAUCCGAGUCUCAUCACUCAAAUCAUCAAAAUCCUCGAUACCCUCCAGAUCUGUCCUCCGAAAACUCCGCAGAUUGCACUUGGCCAACCGGGUAUGCUUCAAGGGAUGAGGGAAGAUAUAUAUGAUACAGCUGUUCGAGUGGCGAAACGACAUCAGCUGUUCAGGGAAACCUUGUCAUGGCGAUGGCAUAUUGCCUCGCAAGGAGGUUACUACGCAUUUGUGCGACAUCCUUUCCGGGACAUCGGUUCAACGGAGGUCUGUAAGAGAUUAGCGGAGGAGAUGGGUGUAGUUGUUUUGCCCGGGGCUUUCUUCGGCCACGAGGCGGGAGUUGAGGAUGACCGAUGGAUUAGGUUUUCGGUUGCAAACGUGGGCGAUGAAGACGUUAUACAGGUGUGCGAGAGGAUACGGGAAAGUGAGGAAGCGUUUGAUGACUGGGUGGUCCGUGAUUGUCAUUAGGGAUGACAGACGAUUUUCAGAGGUAUAUUGGUACAUAUUCGGCAACCCAAAUGUAGUACUCGAUUAUAUUCAAACCGUUUUCUUCAGGAUAACC
Marasmius oreades (fairy-ring Marasmius) is the source of this 1414-nucleotide messenger RNA. RefSeq lists its product as uncharacterized. The record is from RefSeq and is a predicted model, not a curated record. The transcript has 7 exons. Gene Ontology annotation, biological process: biosynthetic process. Lineage: Eukaryota; Fungi; Basidiomycota; Agaricomycetes; Agaricales; Marasmiaceae. Bases 1 to 1320 code for a protein of 439 amino acids. Gene Ontology annotation, molecular function: pyridoxal phosphate binding.